Messenger RNA from Metarhizium album ARSEF 1941, 375 nucleotides. RefSeq lists its product as uncharacterized. Bases 1 to 375 code for a protein of 124 amino acids. The record is from RefSeq and is a predicted model, not a curated record. The transcript has a single exon. NCBI's taxonomy places the organism in Eukaryota, Fungi, Ascomycota, Sordariomycetes, Hypocreales, Clavicipitaceae.
AUGUCGGUGACAUCAUCCCAGUUUUCUAAGAAAUAUGUUGGAUUCAUCGACGAGGAGGAGAACGAAGGUGAGAACUACUUUGCUGUAUCUCCACCUCCGCGCCAAUCCCGUCGCAAAUCGUCUGGGGCUGUAAGAGGACAGAAUACUGUAAGAGUCCAGGGCGGCAUUAUGAAACCUACUCCCAGCCUCGAAAAGAUGUUCGCAUCUGCAAAUAUAGGUGAGGAUGAUGAUGAAGAAGAUUGUACAUCUAGACCUGCAGUUUCUAGAGGUCACUAUACAGCUUCGUCUUUACCUGUGGCGCCUCUUGAUACUCAGAACCGCGGAAACUCUCAAAGAAGAAAGAAGGCUUCUAAAGUUGGAUUUGGCGAUGAAUAA